Messenger RNA from Aphidius gifuensis, 4176 nucleotides. Its product is annotated as bumetanide-sensitive sodium-(potassium)-chloride cotransporter-like. Gene Ontology annotation, biological process: chloride ion homeostasis; cell volume homeostasis; sodium ion transmembrane transport. Gene Ontology annotation, cellular component: membrane. The record is from RefSeq and is a predicted model, not a curated record. Bases 163 to 3249 code for a protein of 1028 amino acids. Gene Ontology annotation, molecular function: sodium:potassium:chloride symporter activity. The transcript has 14 exons. Lineage: Eukaryota; Metazoa; Arthropoda; Insecta; Hymenoptera; Braconidae.
UAGUCGGCUCGGAAACACCGGCAUCAACGUAUCUUUUUUUACCGUCGUAUCUAAUUAUCAAUGUUUUCAUGAAAAAAAAAAAAAAAAAACAAUCUAUUUACUAAUUUGAUUUGGUGUUAUUGUUGACAAUUAUAACAAGUGAAAAAUUUACUAAAAUUCAAGAUGGUUAAUGAACGUAAAAAAUCAAUUUUAAUGAGAAUAACUGGUAUGGAGGGUAAAUUCAAUAGUCAAAACCCCGAAGAUGAUGGAACAACUCGUGUAAAUGGAAAAAAAUCAUCGAUAACAUUGAAUGUCAAUGGUUUAUGGGAUGUUGUACCACGUCUUGAUCAUUACAGAGCAAGUAGACGUGCCAAAAGACCAUCGUUGAGUGAUUUACACGAAGGAAAUCCUGUUAAAGAUGCUAACGUUGAAUCUGGAGCAGCAGGAAAUGGACAGACUGGACAUGUUGGAAUGAAACUUGGCUGGAUACAGGGUGUUCUAAUACCAUGUUUAUUAAAUAUAUGGGGUGUUAUGUUAUUUCUUCGUUUAUCAUGGAUUGUUGCACAAGCUGGAAUAUUUGAAUCAAUUAUUAUAAUUGCAAUAUCAGCUGUUGUUUGUGUUAUAACAACCCUAAGUCUCAGUGCAAUUAGCACUAAUGGUGAAGUAAAGGGAGGUGGAAUAUAUUUUAUAAUAUCAAGAUCAUUAGGACCAGAAUUUGGAGCAUCAGUUGGUAUUGUAUUUGCAUUUGCAAAUUCAGUAUCAGCAUCAAUGAAUACAAUUGGUUUUUGUGAUUCAUUAAAUACACUAUUAAAAAGUCAUGGAAUUAAAAUUAUUGAUAAUGGUCUUAGUGAUACGAGAAUCAUUGGUUGUAUUGCACUCAUUGUGAUGAUAUUAAUAUGUGCAAUUGGAAUGGAAUGGGAAUCAAAGGCACAAAAUUUUUUAAUUGCAAUUAUUGUAAUUGCAAUAUUUGAUUUUUUAAUUGGUACUGUACUUGGACCUGGUGAUAAUGAAUUACUAAAAGCCAAAGGAUUUGUUGGUUUUUCAUCUCAUGAAUUUACAACAAAUUGGAAUAAUGAUUAUCGUAUUUAUGAGAGACAAGAACAAAAUUUUAUAUCAAUAUUUGCAAUAUUUUUUCCAUCAGUAACUGGUAUACAAGCUGGUGCAAAUAUAUCUGGUGAUUUAAAAGAUCCAUCAAAUAGUAUACCAGUUGGUACACUAUUAGCAUUAUUAAUAUCAAUGAUAAGCUAUGUUACAUUUGUUCUAUUUGCUGGUGGUGCUGCUGUUCGUGAUGCAAGUAAUAUAACAUUUAAUGGAACAAAUUUCACAGCUAUACCAUGUGUUGUUGAUACAUUAAAUAAUUGUCAAAAUGGUUUACAUCAUGAUGUUUCAAUAAUGAAUAUAAUGUCAGUAUGGGAAGGACUUAUUUAUGCUGGUUGUUUUGCAGCAACAUUAUCAACAGCAUUGACUAAUUUAUUAUCAGUACCACGUUUAAUACAAGCACUUGGUAAAGACAGAAUUUAUCCUGGUUUAAUUUAUUUUAGCAAAGGAUAUGGUAAAGCUGGUGAACCAUAUCGUGGCUAUGUUCUAACACUAAUUGUAGCAGCAGUAUUUUUAUUAAUUGGUGACUUAAAUGCAAUUGCACCACUAAUAUCAAAUUGUUAUUUGGCAUCAUAUGCUUUGAUUAAUUUCUGUACAUUUCAUGCAGCAAUUGUUAGACCACUUGGUUGGCGUCCAACAUUUAAAUACUACAACAGAUGGCUAUCACUUGUUGGUUUUAUAUUGUGUGUUGUAUUUAUGUUUCUCAUUGAUUGGAGAACAGCUCUUAUAACUGUUGUUGUUAUUCUUGCAUUAUUCUUAAUAGUUGUUUAUAGAAAACCUGAUGUUAAUUGGGGUAGUAGUACACAAGCACAAACAUAUAAAACAGCAUUAACUGUUGUUUAUCGUUUAAAUUGUAUGGAUGAACAUGUUAAAAAUUAUGCACCACAAAUAUUGGCAUUAUCUGGUGCACCAGGUACACGUCCUGAUUUAUUACAUUUAGCUAAUUUAAUAACUAAAAAUAAUUCAUUACUUGUUUGUGGUGAAGUUAAUCCAACACGUUUAUCAUAUCGUACAAGAUCAGCAAGAUUAAGAAAUGGCUAUGCAUGGUUACAACGUCAUCGUAUCAAGUCAUUUUAUCAUGUUGUAAGUGAUCUUAGUUUAGAACGUGGUGCAUCAGCCCUAAUGCAAGCAUCUGGAGUUGGUAAAUUAGCACCAAAUGUUGUUCUAAUGGGUUACAAAACAACAUGGACAACUUGUCAUCAUAAAGAUCUUCAGGAAUAUUUUAAUGUUCUACACAAUGCAUUUGAUCAAAAAAUGGCUGUUGCAAUGUUACGUGUACCAAAUGGUCUUGAUUAUUCAGUACCAAAUAGUACUGGUGAUGAUGAACAAGCAAUGAUACAAAGUAGCUAUGAUUUAGCUGGUAAUACAUUGAUGCAUGCUGACAGUGAUUUAUCAAUGACAAGUGGUAUUCAACGAGUACAAAGUGUACCAACAAUUGGCACACAAUUUUCAACUGUUGAUGGACCAAAUCAAAUUGCCAAAGAAUCAUCAACAAAUUUCAAUGCACGUGAUCAUUUAAAAUAUAAAAAAAAAUUUGCAGCUGAUAAAGUACUUUACGAACAACGUAAUGCUGUAAUUUCUGAGCUAGAAUAUAUUUCAAUAUUUCAAAAAAAACACAAGUCAGGAGUCAUUGAUGUUUGGUGGCUGUAUGAUGAUGGAGGUUUGACAAUACUGCUGCCUUAUAUUAUCAACACAAGAUCAAAUUGGGAAAAUUGUAAAAUGAGAAUAUUUGCAUUGGCUAAUCACAAGCAAGAAAUUGGAGCACAAGAAAAAGAAAUUGCAGAAAUAAUGACGAAAUUUCGUAUUCAAUAUAAAAGUUUAAAAAUGGUUGAUGACAUAAGUGUACAGCCAAAAAAAGAAACUCAAGAUUUCUUUGAUUCACUUGUAUCGGAAUUUCGUAAAAAUGAUAAUGCUGAUUCAUCCGAGUGUGUUAUAACUGAUGUGGAAUUACAAAGUUUGCGUGAUAAGACUUAUCGACAAUUACGUUUGCGAGAAUUAUUGUUAGAAAAUUCUAGUCAAUCAGCACUUGUAGUGAUGUCUUUGCCAAUGCCAAGAAAAGGUGCUGUAUCAGCACCACUUUACAUGGCAUGGUUGGAAGCCCUGACAAGAGACAUGCCAACAACUUUACUCAUUCGAGGAAAUCAAACUUCAGUUUUGACAUUUUACUCGUAGUCUAAUGAUAUUCAUUCAUUUAAUCAACAUAAAUAUUUUUAAAUUGUUUAAAUAAAUAUAUUUUUACACAAUCAUAUUAAAAGAUUGAAAAAAAUUAUAAGAAAACUUGGCAACAAAAUCAUUUCCUGGUUUUGAAAGUGUAUUACGAAAAAUAAUAAUUAUUGAUGUCCAAAAUAAUAUGAAAAUAAAGAAUUGUUCCAUAAAAAAAAAAUCUGCUUGUAUCGAAAAAAAUAAAUAAUAAAGAAUCAAAAAGUAUACAUAUAAAUUUACGUGGUCAUAAAAAUUAUUAAUACAGUCGACUAAUAAAAUUAAAAAAUACAAUUAAUGUUUGCUAAUACAAAUGAUAAUUGAUAAUUAAAUUUACAAAAUAAAUAAAUAAAUUACAAAAGAUUCAAUAUAUCAUGAAACAAAAAUAAUUUAACAAACUGAUGAAGAUUGUUAAUUUGUUUAAUAAAUUUUUUCUUGUUUUUUAAUCUUGCUAUUUUAGAUUUUUUAAAAAAUAAUUUUAAAGACUACUAAAUUGAGAUUAAAUGAGCAUUUAUUUUCGACAUAUAUUGUAGUAUAUUAUCAAAAUAUAAAUAAAUAAUAUAGUAUAUCAAAAAUAAUAUUAUUAAAAAAUAUAAAAUUUUUAAAUUCAAUUUUUAUGCAUCCAUAAUUUUAGAACGAAUUUUACCAAUUAAAAUUGGUGAUCUGAAAUAUUAAUUAAAUAUAAAAUUAAUUAUUAUUAAUAAAAAUUUUAAAAAUAGAAAAAAUAUUAAUCUCACUUUGGAGAUUGGCUUUCAUAAAGUCUUGCAAAUACAGGUUGAACAUGUUCAAGCAUAUCAGUUGUAAGCAUUCCUCUUUGUUUAUUUAUCCUAUUUAUUUUUAAUUUUUAGUUUGUAAAAUAUACUAAAAAAUAUAAUUUAGUUUAUAAAAAGAUACAUAUUA